Molecule: messenger RNA, 1267 nt
Organism: Salmo salar (Atlantic salmon)
Lineage: Eukaryota; Metazoa; Chordata; Actinopteri; Salmoniformes; Salmonidae
Product: transmembrane protein 272
Source: RefSeq, a predicted model, not a curated record
GUCUUUGAAAAGAGAAAAUGCAAAGGCAACGGCUGCUAAGAAUAAUUCUCUAUGCAGGGUAUGAGUUGUGUUGUGGCGUGUGGUUAUGUGGUGUUGCAAUGAUACUGCUUUGCCCAUAGGGUGCAUUUCAAAACAUCCUACCUCAAUGGUAGAAGUUUCAAAGUUGACUAAUUAUGGCACAAGCUGUGAGGCUACACGGUAACGGAAAAGCAAAAGUCUUGACAGAUUCACGCCUUCACAAAAGAGACAGUCCUUUUAGAGUUAAAGGACUCACAAAAGAUGGAGACUUCACAGAGGUCUCCCGUUCAGUCAUCCUUUCUGAUCUCAAUAAUAGUUGUGCUGAAUAUCAUCGUAUGGAUGUUUCUAAUGUCAGCAGUGGGAUUAGGGGCUAUGCACCUACAUGACUGCCCCUUACAGCCUUAUAUCCCCAUCUACCUGCUGGUGUUCGGGGUGACGUCCAUCGCCUCCCUGCUCCUAUCCUACCUCAAUAACACACUGGAGACUGGCUUCCUGAGCCUACUGUGUUCCUCCUGCAUCUUCCUGCUCCAGCUCUUCAACCUCGGCUGGUUCAUCACAGGGAGUGAGUGGGUGUACUCCAUAUAUCCCCCGAACUAUGACUCGAAUGGUGGAGAGAAGUACUGUCAGAGGAAGAUAUACCUGUUUGCUUUCUGGUUCAACAGCCUGGGCAGCAUCUGUAUGGCUGUGGGGUUCUUCUGUGCAGUGUACUUCCUCUUCCUUACCUGUGUGAAAAUGGCAUUUAGGGGACACCAUUUACUCCAUUCACAUAAGAGAUCGUAUGGUGUGGACGCUUGAGAACUCUGUGGCACAGAAACCUCACUAACAUGGUUUUUCUGUUCUAUGUGUGGUGUGUGUGUGUGUGUGUGUGUGUGUGUGUGUGUGUGUGUGUGUGUGUGUGUGUGUGUGUGUGUGUGUGUGUGUGUGUGUGUGUGUGUGUGUGUGUGUGUGUGUGUGUAGUGGUGCCUGGAGAAGUGGGUAUACAAUAAUGUUGGCACAAUAAAGUCGCACUGUGUGAAAAAUUGUUUUCCCAUAAUUUUUCCAGGUAUUCACAAUUAAUUGCAAAAAUCUAUAUUUGGGGAGGUGUAGCUGCCCUUUAAUUCAGUUGCACACCAAGCAAGAUACCUUUUGGCGAGUGGGGUUGCUGUAGCCUAGUGUACAACGUACAGUUGAAGUCGGAAGUUUACAUACACUUAGGUUGGAGUCAUGAAAGUUCAUUUUUCAACAACUCCACAAAUUUCUUGUUCACAAA